UUUCCAGAGGCCCGGCUGGAGUAAAGGUGUGGAGGAAUCAACAUCCCAUAUACCUGGCUUCAAUAUACGGGAUAUACUUUGUUCAUAAAGAAAGGAAAAAAGACUGCAGAAAUGGUUCAUAUGAAGGCUAUUUUGCUGGGUGCUGCAAUGGCAGCCGUGGCUGUGACAACCAUCAUCGCUUUGAUUCUGGCUCUUGCAAACCGGCAGACUUUGGAUCAGCCAUACUCAACACAGUUCGGGAUUGUUUUUGAUGCCGGCUCCAGCCACACUGCCCUUUUCCUGUACCAGUGGCAGGGAAACAAAGAAAACAACACUGGAAUCGUGUCGCAGAAACAGAGCUGCGAUGUGGAUGGUGAUGGCAUAUCAAGCUAUGUCCAGAACCCUGCAGGAGCGGGAGAAAGUCUGAAGAAAUGCUUGGACAUUGCUAAGGCAGCAAUACCAACAGAACAGCAGAAGUCCACACCUGUGUACCUCGGUGCCACUGCUGGCAUGCGGCUUCUAAACUUACAGAACCAAACUCAAUCAGACAGCAUCCUUGCAGAGGUCGCCAAAACAAUUCAAACUUACCCAUUUGAUUUCCGAGGAGCCAGAAUACUCACAGGGAUGGAGGAGGGAGCUUAUGGCUGGAUCACCACCAACUACCUCUUGGAGAGCUUUAUUAAGCACACAUUUGAGGGCUCCUGGAUCCACCCUAAAGCCGGAAAGAUCAUUGGAGCUCUCGAUCUCGGUGGUGCAUCAACACAGAUCUCCUUUACCCCAAAAGACCCAGUCAGAGACCCAAAUUCAGCAUUUAAUCUCCAACUUUAUGGGUAUAAAUAUGAGUUGUACACUUACAGCUACUUGUGUUACGGCAAAGACCAGGCUUUGAAGAAACUCCAAGCCUACCUUCACAAGAAUGCGGGAUCAUCAUCAUCUAUCAGUCACCCCUGCUACCACAAAGGAUAUAAUCUCAAUCUUACUCUGGCUGAACUUUACAACUCCCCUUGUGUGGUCCCACCAAGCAGUUUCAACCCCAAGGAUACAAUCCUUUUUAAGGGAACAGGAAAUUCAUCCCUUUGCCUAUCUCUAAUAGAAAACAUUGUUAAUCUCACUGGUUGUGCAUUAUCCCCUGACUGUGGCUUCAAUGGCAUCUAUCAGCCUCCAGUCAACGGCGAAUUCUUUGCUUUUUCUGCAUACUUCUACACAUUUGACUUCCUCGGUCUUACUCCAAAAGCUCCACUAACAAAAGUUCUUUCCACUAUUGACACUCUCUGCAGCAAAAACUGGACAGCUCUAACUGCUGAAAAUCCAUCCAUUAAGCCAAAAUACCUGAAAGAUUAUUGUGCUUCUGGUCACUAUAUUACUACUAUUCUCUUGAAAGGAUACAAGUUCAAUAACACCUGGGAUCAAAUUUCUUUUGUAAAACAGGUUGCAGAUACAGAUAUUGGUUGGACGCUGGGCUACAUGCUGAACCUGACCAACAUGAUUCCUUCUGAACGCUCCAGUGCCGUUACUGGAGUGCCACACAGUCAAUGGGCCGCUGAGAUUUUCUUCAUCGCAUUUGCCCUCUUCCUCACUCUACUUAUUAUAGUCAUCCUAUCUGUCCGUGAUAUAACUAAGUAAACUGUGUUAUGAAUAUAUGUAUGUACAUUAGUAUUUAUCAGAUAAUAGACAUGUAAAUGGACGAGGAACUAUUGUUUACACAAACACUGAACUCUUUUUUUUUUCAUUCUGUACAUUUGUAGUUGAUAUUUCUUCAUAACUUAUUCAAAGUAGUGUCUUGUUUUUUAUGGCUGACUAGUUCAUACCUCAAUCAUUUAGUCUGUGCCAAAUAAUAAUACAUGAAAUUUGGUUACAGAGAUUUUUCUUUAUUCAUAAACUGAAUUAUGGGAGUUUAGUUUUUUUAAGGAACAAAAAGCACUUAACAGAUAUUAAAUAAAGCUAUAGUUACAUUAUUAUAAAAAUGAAGAAAAUGUACUGUGCUUUGUACAUAUUUAUAGAAUUAAGCAAUAUUGUAAAAGCAGCUUGUGUUUCCAGUUUAGCCUUCACUUUUUGUUUGGGGUCAGUAAGAUUUUUACAAAUUUCUAAAAUAAAACAUUCCAUUGUUUUAUCU
This is a messenger RNA of Danio rerio (zebrafish), 2092 nucleotides long. It is a transcript of the gene entpd8, whose product is annotated as ectonucleoside triphosphate diphosphohydrolase 8. Gene Ontology annotation, molecular function: apyrase activity; hydrolase activity. Lineage: Eukaryota; Metazoa; Chordata; Actinopteri; Cypriniformes; Danionidae. The record is from RefSeq and is marked validated. Gene Ontology annotation, cellular component: plasma membrane.